Molecule: messenger RNA, 1803 nt
Organism: Hypomesus transpacificus
Lineage: Eukaryota; Metazoa; Chordata; Actinopteri; Osmeriformes; Osmeridae
Gene: sstr1b
Product: somatostatin receptor 1b
Exons: 1
Coding region: 1-1101 (366 amino acids)
Biological process (GO): cellular response to glucocorticoid stimulus; neuropeptide signaling pathway
Cellular component (GO): neuron projection; membrane
Molecular function (GO): somatostatin receptor activity; neuropeptide binding
Source: RefSeq, a predicted model, not a curated record
AUGGAGUUCAACGGCACCCACGACUACCCUGGGUUUCCUACAGGGUUUCCCUACAACUCCAGCAUGGACUACGAGGACUACGAACAGGAGACGGACGCCAGCAAGAUCAUCAUCCCGUCCAUCUACGCGCUGGUCUGCUGCGUGGGCCUCACGGGCAACGCCAUGGUCAUCUACGUCAUCCUGAAGUACGCCAAGAUGAAGACGGCCACCAACAUCUACAUCCUCAACCUGGCCAUCGCCGACGAGCUCUUCAUGCUGAGCGUGCCCUUCCUGGCCACGUCGGCCGCCGUCCGCCACUGGCCGUUCGGCUCGCUGAUGUGCCGCCUGGUCCUCAGCGUGGACGGCAUCAACAUGUUCACCUCCAUCUUCUGCCUGACUGUGCUGAGCGUGGACCGCUACGUGGCCGUCGUCCACCCCAUCAAAGCCGCGCGCUACCGCCGGCCCACCGUGGCCAAAGUGGUCAACGUGUGCGUGUGGGGCUUCUCCCUCCUCGUCAUCCUCCCCAUCAUCAUCUUCGCCGACACGGUGCCGGCCCAGGACGGCGGCGUGGACUGCAACUUCCUGUGGCCCGAGGCGGCGUGGUCCGAGGCGUUUGUGGUGUACACCUUCCUGCUGGGCUUCCUCCUCCCCGUGGGGGCCAUCUGCCUGUGCUACUGCCUGAUGGUGGCUCGCAUGCGGGCCGUGGGGCUCAAAGCCGGCUGGCUGCAGAGGCGGCGCUCGGAGAAGAAGAUCACGCGGAUGGUGCUCCUGGUGGUGGCCGUGUUCGUGCUCUGCUGGAUGCCCUUCUACAUCGUCCAGCUGGUCAGCGUGUUCCACCGCCCGCCGGACCCCAUGGUCACGCAGCUGUUUGUCAUCCUUAGCUACGCCAACAGCGGCGCCAACCCCAUCCUCUACGGCUUUGUGUCGGACAACUUCCGGCGCUCCUUCCAGCGGAUCGUGUGUUUCCGUUGGCUGGAGUCGGGCCUGGACGGCGAGCAGGUGGACUACUGCGCCGUGGCGCUCAAGAGACAGGCCAGACCUCCGGACUUCCCCAAGGAAUGUCUGGCCUCGGACAUGGUGUUCCGGAACGGGACCUGCACCUCUAGGACCACAACACUGUGACGGCUUGAGACAUUGGUGAUGGGAGGGGUGAGCGACGGUUUGUAAAGAUACUCUGUGAGGUAGCGGGUCAGGGGCUGGACAAGAUGCUGACUACACUGUGACCAGGAGACCAUGAGGGAAGAUCUACACACAGCUAGGGAGCUACAUAUCGUUACACAAAAGUAUGCUGACCUGGUGGGAUGCCACAGCAAACCACCGGCACUGCGCACAAUAACUGGACUUGACACAGCUAUUCUUUGAAGUGAACCAGCGCUUUAUGUAAAGAAAACAAUUUACAAUAUGAGUUUGCUUGACAAAUAAUUGUUUGCCAAUUGUAAACUGGAUAUAGAGUUUUAUUUUCUGGUAAACACCACAGAGUGUAGGUAAAGACAAUCUACACACAAUAUUCCAAUGUGAUCAAAGUUUGACAGAUUUACAUUUUACAUGGCAGGAGGAAAAGUAAUUUAAUGACAUUGAUGAUGUGUUGGAAUCAAACUGUGAAAGUGAAUAAUGUCUGUGCACUCCCUACUUUAAGUUUACAUGUUAUUUUUCAAUGCUGAUUGUCUAUGUAUUCACUGUAUGUAUGUAUAUAUUAUAUAUCUGUUGAUUGUUUAUUUGUGAGCUGUUUAUUUGUGUUUGUGAGUCUUUUAGAGGGUUACAAAGCCUGACACUGAACCCAACCAAUUAUUUGUGAUGUUGGUACAUGGACCACAACAUAAUUAA